Molecule: messenger RNA, 1779 nt
Organism: Drosophila innubila
Lineage: Eukaryota; Metazoa; Arthropoda; Insecta; Diptera; Drosophilidae
Gene: ppk28
Product: pickpocket protein 28
Exons: 5
Coding region: 1-1779 (592 amino acids)
Biological process (GO): sodium ion transmembrane transport
Cellular component (GO): membrane
Molecular function (GO): ligand-gated sodium channel activity
Source: RefSeq, a predicted model, not a curated record
AUGCACAUCCAUGGGGAGCCCAAAGGGCGAAUACGCCACCUGCCGUCCAAUAGGGAACACCACAAUCACAGCGGUGACUCCAGCGACGAGGAGCUCACGCUCUGCAGCCGUGAGGCGAUCAAGAAGAGCGUCAAAUAUUAUCUACAGAACAGCUCCUUGCAUGGCCUUAAGUAUAUAGCCGAGGAGCGUAUUACAAUUCCAGAACGCGUCUUCUUUGGCAUAUCCUUUAUUCUGGUCGUCAUCCUGUCGGGAUUUUUCAUUUCAAACAUCUACAUCAAAUGGAGCGCCUCGCCCAUCAUAAUCUCGACCAGCGCCAAGCAGUUGCUCACCAGCAACAUGCCGUUUCCGGCUGUUACCAUCUGCAAUUUGAACCAGGCACUCCGUAGUCGCGUUCAGCGCAUCUCACGGUCGAGCAGUAAUUACUCGUUGUUAAUGAGCCUGUGCAGUCAGGGAGAUGACCAGACAAUCACGUAUGUUGGCACCUGGAAGUACUUCAAGGCGUUGCUGGUGGAUGUGGCACAGCCAUGUGAUGAUAUGCUGUUGUAUUGUAGUUUCGGUUCGCGUAAGGAAGCUUGUUCCAUGAUCUUCAAGUCGAUAUUGACCGAUGACGGGCUGUGCUGCACGUUUAAUGCAUUGGAUCCGAGUUUUCUCUUUCGCAAUUAUACGGAUGAUGUGCGUCUGGAGCCGGUGCAGGAGAGUUCAGUUUACGAGGCCAUCGAUUGGACACCGGAACGUGGUUAUGCAAAGCAAUUGCCCGAAUAUUAUUAUCCAAGAACAUCGGGCGGUACUGGCAGUCGCAUGGGUCUCACUGUUGUGCUGAAUGCCUCUACAGCGGAGUAUUACUGUACCAAGUCCAUGAGCAAUGGCUUCAAGGUGCUAGUGCAUAAUCCCGCCGAGCUGCCCAAGGUGAGUAACUAUGGAUUCAUUGUGACAUCUGGACGGGAGGCACGCAUACCCAUUGAGCCCGUCUAUGAGGAUGCCACACUCAGCAUAAGAUCGAUCAAGAAAUCGGUGCGACGUUGCCUGUUUUCGGAUGAGAACGAUCUCAUCUAUUAUCGCACGUAUUCCCGCAAGAACUGUGAGCUGGAGUGCGAGGCGAAGUUGCUGCUCCGUGACUGCAGCUGUGUGCUUUAUUAUCUGCCCAGGAUUGAUCCGGCGGCCCGUGUCUGCGGACCCAAUGACAACAACUGCACCAAUCGCGUCCAGACCGAGAUUGAGUCAUCGAAAACUGAAUUGUCGUGUGAGAACUGUUGGCCGGGUUGCUUUGAGCUCACCUACAAGACGACGUUGUCGACCUCGAUGAUUGUGGCGGGUCCCAGCUACCAGAGUGCCGAGGAUCUGCCCGAGGCUCUCUUCAAUGCCAUCAAUGAUUCGGCAAACGACGAGCUAUCCAUUCUACACUUUUAUUAUGUCUCCAAUAGCUUUCGAAGCACUACCAAAUCCGAAAUGUUUGGCUUCACCGAGUUUCUCUCCAACACUGGCGGUUUACUUGGACUUUUUAUGGGCUUCAGCAUCUUUUCCGUCAUUGAGAUCUUCUACUAUGUGACAGUGCGUCCGUAUUGUGCCUCCCGUACGCUGCAACAGCGUCGUCAGCGGAGAGAGACAGAGUUGCGUUGGUUGACGCCGGUGCGAAAGAGACGACGUUUCAUUCUGCCCCACCGUCCGCCUCCCUACAGUCAGUUACAGGGCAAAGUUUUGCUGGGGCCAAAAACCAAGAAAACUCUCUGGCAAUCAUUGCGCUCAUCCCGAGAUCCCCUCGUCUAUCCCUAUCUGGACUAG